UUCAUCCUCACUCGAGCUAUAGCUAGCUAGCCUUCUUCUUCCUCUCUGCUACCAGUGCCUUUGUCUGUCCGUGCCUUCCGAUCCAGGCCCAAGUACUGCCAUUUCACGGUGCUGCAGGGGGCUCGUGGAGGAUGGAGCGGGCGAACACGGAGCUGUACCUGGAGAACCUGUGCAUCAUGCAGGCGAACGAGCGGCUCCGGCGGACAGCACAGCUGCUGGCCCAGGAGAACGAGCAGCUCCUCGCCGAUCUCAAGCGCAAGCAGCAGCACAUGGCGGCCUCUUCCAAGACGGAGGCCCAGCUGGCCAAGGGCGGCGGGCCGUCCGGCGCUAACGUGGCGUCGGCGGGCGCGGCGCCGUCCAAGUCCGGCAAGCAGCAGCCCCAGUGAUCACGCCGGAGAUGCGCGCGCGCGUGCAUGCAUGCAGUCGUGGAAGCUCUAGUCAUCUUUGCGAAAAACUAGUAGUAGUAUGUAUUCCUAGAUAGGUCAAUUAGAGAUGGCAUGGAUGGUUUAGUUCUACUUUUGGUUAUGUAGCUAGUGGUGGCAGCUAGCGCUUUGGGGGCUAUAUAUUUUUCUUGUUGCGGUGU
Triticum dicoccoides is the source of this 583-nucleotide messenger RNA. RefSeq names its product protein LITTLE ZIPPER 3-like. The record is from RefSeq and is a predicted model, not a curated record. The transcript is spliced from 2 exons. Bases 132 to 386 code for a protein of 84 amino acids. Lineage: Eukaryota; Viridiplantae; Streptophyta; Magnoliopsida; Poales; Poaceae.